This is a messenger RNA of Microplitis mediator, 2116 nucleotides long. RefSeq lists its product as uncharacterized. Lineage: Eukaryota; Metazoa; Arthropoda; Insecta; Hymenoptera; Braconidae. Gene Ontology annotation, biological process: DNA integration; DNA recombination. Gene Ontology annotation, molecular function: DNA binding. Bases 388 to 1590 code for a protein of 400 amino acids. The transcript has 2 exons. The record is from RefSeq and is a predicted model, not a curated record.
CAACGCCGGCCUGAUAUGCGCGCUUUAUGACGUCUGCGUUGCGAACCCUAAAUGGCUGUUUAUCGACCGGUGCAAAGAAGUUGAGUAAAGUCAAAGUAGAUGUCCUCGACUUCCACCGGCGUUGUGAAACGUGAGUGGUGAAAUGACUUUUCACCACGCGUCUCAAGAUUUUUAUGUCAGCUCCAUCUAUUAAGCAUCAUAAGAACUCGUUGAACAACUUAAAGUUUUUAGUCAAAAUUUAAGUUGAACGGCUAGUACACUAAAUAUGGCUACUUCAACUCAUCAGAUGUAGAGUGCUGUAUCACAUGGUUGUCGUUGUAUUUUUUUAAUUAAUUAAUAUUUGAAUUAAUAAUAAAAACAUCUGAGUGAAUAUAAAAUCAGUCAAAUAUGAAUUCUGAAGGUUAUGAGUUAGUGUCAUUCAUUACUCCUCCAGAUUUACGUCAAGCUGCUGAAGAAGCCCAAGAGGACAUACUACCAGCGUCGAAGAGAUUAUAUGAGAAAGCAUAUGAUAAAUUUAAUGAUUGGAGAAACGAACAUAAAACUAAGUCGGCAUCAGAAUCGAUACUAUUGGCGUAUUUUAAAAAAUUGGCUGAAAAUUAUGCGCCAACUAGUAUGUGGUCAAUUUACUCAAUGUUGAAAACUAUGAUUAACCUCAAGGAAAAAGUUGACAUUGGCAGGUAUGCUACUUUAACUGCUUUGUUAAAGAGAAAAUCAGAAGGACAUGUUUGUAAGAAAGCCAAUGUCUUGACACCUGAUCAAAUUAAUCAAUUUCUAUCAAAUGCUCCUGAUAAGGAAUAUCUACAUAAAAAGGUUGCAUUAAUUAUUGGAAUUAGUGGCGCAUGUCGAAAAUCUGAAAUAACUGAUCUGAAGUUUAGUGAUAUUAAAUCAGAAGGAGAUCUCCUUGUUGUUAGGAUUUACAAUAAAAAAUGUAAACGCGAAAAGUUUUUUACAAUUGGUGGAGAAUUCAGCCGCAUUGUCAAAAAGUACAUUGCUUUACGUCCCAAAAAAACUACCAAAGAUCGAUUUUUCAUGGCUUAUCGGAAUGGUGCAUGUAUUAACCAAGUUAUUGGCAUAAAUACAUUUGCGAAAAUACCACAACAAAUAGCAACCUAUUUAGGAUUAAAAAAUCCAUCAUCAUAUACCGGACAUACAUUUCGACGAAGCUCAGCAACUUUAGUUGCUGAUGCUGGAGCUAAUAUAACAACUUUGAAACGUCUUGGUGACUGGAAGUCAGCAGCAAUUGCAGAAGGAUAUGUUGAAGAAUCUGUUAAAAAUAAAGCCAGAAUUGGGAACAUUAUUGAAUCUGCUGUCAAUUUACCUUCUACGUCACAAAAAAAAAAUUAUGAAAUGCAUGCGAGUCAAGUAGCUAUACGGCAAAAAAUGGAUCCAGUAGUUGUACCAUCGACUUCACGGACAGAAGAUGAUGAUAUACACACGAGUAAAGUAAUCCAACAGCAAAAAGUUAAUACAGUCAUCAAUGUUGGACCAACUUCUUCCUCAGCAGCCGUUUCAUCUUCAAUGAAUGCACCAAUUUUUAAAUUUGAAAAUUGUACUGUUACUAUCAAUAACACUUACGUGAAAGAAAAUUAGCAUUAUAAUUUGUCAAAUAAAAUAUCUAAAAUCCAUUAUUUUUUAUACUAUGUACUGUUAUGUCAUGUAACCUUCAAAAUAAUUAAAAUUCAUUGUCAAAAAAUAAAUAAAUAAUAAUAAAUUGCUUAAUACAAAAUAACAAUAAAUUAAUUUUUGGAAAAAUUGACAUUUUUUUAAAGUCGAUGGUUUAUUGUAAUUUCGGGGAUGCACCGUGUCGCUAAACAGCCUCAGACUUCGCAUCGCAAAUUGUCAUAAAUCGCGAAAAUCAGGCAAUUGUUGAAUAAAAUAUAGUGCAUAGUAGGUUACUCAGAUAGUCUUUAUCCGGCGAGUGCAAUGAUUUCAGCACACGUCUCCGGGCCACAACACGGGCCUCCGGCCCGUGCAUGUGACCCUACGACUCGUGCUGAAAACAUUGCACUCACCACAUAAAGACUAUCUUAGUAACCUAACUAUGCAAUAUACUAUUUGUAUACGGAAAGAUUUUACUUAUAAAAUUAUAAAUAUUUAAGUCAUAAAUUAAAGAAAA